CAUAAUCUUGCGCGAAGAAGACCAAUUAUGUGAAAAUUAGGGCAACAAAGUGAUAUAUUAUCAGUAAUAAAGUUAAGAAUAAUAUUGUUGUAAAAAAAUGUUGAUGAAGAUGAAAUUAUCAACUUCAUCAUAUGGCUGAGGAGAUCAGGUAAAUAACUAAUCUUUCAGUCGUCAAUAUGAAAGAAGAAUGGAAUAAAACAAAUAAAAUAUAAUAAAAAGGUAAGUUAUACUUAUACUUAUACUACUUACUAACUUACUACUUUUUAAUAAGUAAUUGAGUAAUAAGUUAUAAUUAUAAGACUAAUCACUGGAUCUAAUAAUUAUAUAAUAAUAAAACUGUAAACUAAAUUUACAAUUUACACAAUUCAAUAAGUACUACUAAGACUACUACUACUAACUAAUACUAAUAUUAUUACUAUAUUAAUUAGUGAAAGUGAAGGCAUUAUUCAUCAUUUAUCAUUUAUAGUAUAUCAUUUAUAAAUAUAGUAAUAGUAAUAUAGUAUAGUAUAUAUUAUAUAGUCUAUAUAUAAGAUUUGCUACCACAAUUUAUUUCAUAUAAAUUAAUUUUAAUUAUAAUUAAAGUAUAUUAUAGCCUAUCCUAAUCUCCUAUUAUUACUUAUUCACGUAUACUAUUAUGCCGUUAUUAUAAUAUAAUAAUAUAUUUAUAACCAUGACCAUACAUAUUUGAAUUUGAAUCAUAUUGAUAAUCCUCAUACUAUUUAUAAUUUAUUACAUUUUAAUUAUUUUUCUAACAGUUAACAGAGAUAUAAAUAUAGUUAUAUAAGUUAUAUAGUAUAGUAUAAGUAUAGGCAUGCAGGAAGGGGUACCACUAUCAUAGUCACUAUCAUUCACUAUGACUAUGUCAAUGUCUUUUUCCUCAGCAAUUCUUUGAUGAAAUUCUGUUAUUAAUAUCACAUUCUAUUGCAACUAAUUUUUUAGCAUCAUCAAUGGCUAUUUGGCUUGGGGGAAAAAAAAAGCACCAAAUUUUGGCAAAGCUUUCAUUUUUAAAUUUAUCAGCAAUUUCAGGAUGCUACAAAACUCGCCGAUCAAUUGAUAAAAUACAGCCAUAAUUGCUAUGAAUAAUUGAAGUUUUUAAUAUUACCAGAUCAAGCUUUGUUUCAAGGGCAAUAUCAGCCAUCUCAUGUUAUACUUUUUGCAAAACAUACUGAUACUGAACUAGAAGAGAAGUGUGAGGGUGAGAGUGAUGUCAUAUGAUUAUUUGCACACCCACAAAAGUGCAGACUUUUGAUUUUGUUGUCAUACUGAUAUGCAUUUUUCAAAACACAUUGAAUGCAAUAUAGCAAAAUCAAAGUCCUCUAUCUGAUGAAAAUAUAUUAUUAGUCACCAAAUGAGUGUUCCCAUAUAUUCUUUAGUGUUUAUGGAGAAAUACAAAACUGAUUAUCAGUUAGCCAAGAAUUUCAGGGAUAUUAUUUUUAAACCUAUUAUAAAAUAUAAUUUGAUAUAUUAAUAACAAGAAGAAAGAAGGUCUUGAACUUUUGAAAUGUAGGCACAGACCAGGGGUGGCCAACCCAAAGGGCUUAACAGGACACUUUGAUCCUAGAUGAAUUUUUUGCAGGCCACAUAAUAUUACAUUUAAUAAAUAAAAUAAAUAUCAGAUUAAUGCUGUAUAUAUUUAUUUAUCAAUUAAUAAUGUACACAAUGAAAUGCAAAAAUUAAAAAACAAAAUGAAACUAAACUAAUGUGAUAUUUGUAAUAUUUUCUCUCACUUUAAAUUUGAAAAUAUUUUUCUAUGAAAAUUGAAUAAAGAUAGAAUUUUUUAGAUAUUUAUAACCAACAUCCAGUGAACGAAAAAAUAGUGUUGCCACAUGUUUGUCAUGCCUCCCAUAGACUAUUAUUUUAUUGAAAAGAAAGAAAGUAUAUUAAUUACAAUAUACCCAAUUAAAUUUAAAAGAAGUGCAAAUAAUAUAACUAUGAAUUUUAAAUAAACCUAAUUCCGUUUUAUUGAAUUUAUGAUAUUACCUUUAAGGAUUUUUCAAUUUUAAGAAAUUGAAUAUGUGAAAGUUGAUAGGUAGAUAUUUUGACAGAAAUUUAAGUAUUACAAAAGACACACCACUGUAAAGGGCUAUCUGUAAAGCUUUCCAAAAACACCUAGACAUCUUUAUACUUUCAUUAUUAAAAUUAGAAAUAUCAAUGUUUUUGUGAAUUCUAUGAGCAUCGUAUAAACCUUUGUCUUAAUGUCUUAUAUCCAAAUUGUUCAAUAAAAUGUUAAUAAAUAGUAUUUUCAGGCCCAACCCUAAGUAAAAGUAACUUAUCAUUACAUUUGAAAUUAAUUAUUACAUAGAAUGAACUUAAAACAACUUAAAAGGAACUUAAAAUUAAAGACUGAAUUUUGCAAAUCUAAUAUUUCUAAAGCUUGAUUGGCACACAUUAGGUGAAGAAUGAAAUUAUAGGCCUAAAAUAUAAUUGAUUAUACAUAGAUAAUAUGAGCCUAAUGCCUAAAGCUAUUAUUUAUCUUGUAAGUUAAGUGGCAUUUAGUCACUGUAAGUUUAAGGAGCAGGUCAUUCCUCCAUUACAAGAUUAUAAUUUGGACUGUUAAAAAUUAUUGUUCCUUGUCACAGAUCAGUCCUCUAUCCAUAUAACCAUUAUCCUGUAUGUAGAUCUGAUUGUCUAGUAGUUUAUCUGAAAUCACAAAUAUAUUUAAGAUUUUUUCCCUUUAUGUGAUGCAAUUUUCAUUUAACUUGAUUGUCCGUUGCAUCCUAAUUACAACUUUUGUUCUUGUCAGGGCUCUCAAAAUGAAGUCUUAUUAAAUUCUCACAAUACUUUGGAGAAAAUGGACAGUUUAUACAACUUAUUACCACCAGAAGGUGGUAAAUUAACAAAUCAGUCAAAUAUCACCUCCUGCCCUGAUGGAAUCCAAUGGAUUUAUGCAGUGAUGGGUGAUUGUUGCAUUACAGUGAGAGAGCAGAUAUCUGCAUACCUUGGAAUAGCCUCUAUUUUUCUAUGGGGUUUUGUUGGUAUCCCGUAAGUAAACAUCUAAUUAUUUGAAUGCAUAAAUUGUGAAAGUAAUAUUAAGUCUAUUAUACAAAAUUAUAUUGGUUGUUUGUACUCUCUGAACAAAUAAGCCAACCAAUUUUUUCAAAUUUUACAGGAGAAAUUGAUUCAUGCACUUUCACUGUUAAAGAAACAUUUUGGGCUCUAUACACUUAUGUCCGUUGUACCUGAUUAGAGUUUUUUCCUUUUGUUGAAAGUUCAACUUAGCAGCAGUAGCUUACUUACGCAAAUAAAAACUAUAACUUUUAUUUUCAAUCCUUUGUUCACCUCCCUAUAAUGUGCCUAUAAUUUCAUAUAGGAUGUAUUAGCUGUGAGUUUUGAAUGAAUGUACCAGUGUUUUUAUUAAUGUUAUACUUACAUGGGAUGGCUCUUUCACUUAGUAUUAAUCAAUGUCGAGUACCUGUAUGGGAUUUCAUUAAUAAUUGUUGUGACUGGAUAUUUUAAAAUAUUUGCAGUUUGUUUUUUGAGAUUAAUUAGCUAGUAAAAUUCUUCCCAUGCUUGACUUGGUGACAUAUUUUUAUGCUUAUUAUGACAUAUUGUCUAGUCUGUUUUGUGACAUACAUUUUAGUCGUGCCUCAGUCGUGAAAAGAAAUUUGUGGAAGAAGGUUGUGUUUUAUUUCUCUCUGAUAGCGAGCUGCGCUAUACAUAAUAAUAUGGAAUUAAUAGUCCGUGAAUUUACAUUAUAUAUAUUGAAGUUGCAUUUAUUAUGAAAAAGGACUUGAGUUGAUUCAGUGUCAGAAAGACGUAUUACAACAUGUAAAAUAACUUUAAAAUUAUUCAAUCUAGCAUAAACAGGAGUGCGACAUGGGGCUCCUUGAAAAAUUGGAAUCGACUUAUAACAAAUUUAAAUGUGUAAAGGCCUGAAUUUUGAAUAUUAAAAAAAAAUGUGGAAUUUUAUGUUAAGAGAUUUACAUUGAUGAUCAAUGUGUUUAUUCUAGCUGACUUGUACUUAGUACUGACAAUGAGAAAAUAAAAUUUUUUGGGGUCUAAAAAUGGGGUCUCCAGUUUAUCUGACCCGCCGACGGUACUUGAAUUUGUUUGAUAAAAUGUAUGUUUACCCACAGAGAAGGAAAACUUGUUGAAUUUUACCGCUGCUAACCUAAUGUUGAGUUUCUGAAAAUGAAGAACUUCUCCGCUGGUAUGGCAUCAGUGAUUGGAACAACUUAUGUCUGUGAGCAAACAUUUUCAAAAAUGAAGUAUGUGAAUUCAACACAUCGAACGAGAGUGAAUUAUAAACAUUUGAAAACAAUUCUGAUUUGAUGCAGCAAUUCGAAUCCAAAUAUUGAUGGAAUCUUGAAAGCCAAAUGUCAGUUUCAUAAAUCUCACUAACUUUUUUGCUGCUUAGUUUGGGAUAUUCGAAUAUAAGUGCACUAUGUCUGAUUUAACUCUCUGUUUGCUAGCUUCACCUUCUAUGAUAACUUUUUUAGAAAAUAAAUAUGUUGGUUGUCUUUGUUUUUUGUACAUUGCACGCCACAUUGCUUUCAUUCUGGCUUGAAAGUAUUGUACAGAAUGAUUAUCCGGCCCGCGCUCAUCAUUUUUUCCGUUAUCCGGCCCGCUGUCAAAAAAUUUUGGAGACCCCUGGUCUAAAAUAUUAUUUUAUACUUUAAGACUUAACAGGCAUUUUUAAGUUUCACAGAUUGUUUCUAAUCAUUUGUAAUUUUUUUAAAAACUUUCUACAAGUUGAUGAGAGGGCUUAAAUAUUGUCUACAUUUGUCUUACCUAUUUAGUACAUCUGUUUAUUCUUAAAGUAGGUAAUGUUCACAUAUUUUACAAAUUUGAACUCAUUGCCCAAUCAUGUAUAAAUGUUUAUUCUUUGUUCUUCUCCAUAGUCAAAUGUGCAAAAACAUUUGCCAUAUUGCAGGAAUGGUUGGACUUAGUGUAUUUUUGAUUCUUCAGUGGGUUGGUGGUGACCUUGCAAACUUAAUUGGGUGUAUUCUUACAAGACAGAACAACUUUCAAGUAAGUUUAUGUCUUAAAAAAAGUCUACGUUACUUAAACCUAAAUGUCCAGGCAAAGUGUACUGCUGAUAAGUUCUCAUGCUUAUUAUUUAUCUCUAUGUAUAAACAAUAUUAACAAGCAUUGGUGUUUUGCAUGUCAAUGAUGCAUUACAUGUGAUAAAGAACUAUUAAAAGAAAUCUGAUUUAAAAGUUAGUUUUAUUUAGUGAGUGUUUGGGGUUCACAUGAAAUUUAGUGUGACGGGAUGAUGAUGACAGCUGGUUAUUGAACCAAUGGCAAUUUAAUUUUUCUAAGUUUUACACUUUCCCCAAAAAAUACCCUCUCGCUGGCUGAUUUAGCUCAUUCUAUAUUGUGUCGUAACGGGAUAACCCAGGACAGAUUCAAACCUAUUUCUGUUUUGUGAUGUUAUGAGCCUGUAAGGCCAUCUCAUUACUUUUCUGUUUGUCUUGCAAUUCCCUUUUAAGUAAAAUAUUACAAAAAAAUAUUUAUAUUCUACUCAGCUUUUUUCAUAAUUUUACAUUAUUUACCCUGAAUGAUUUUAUCAAAAUUGAAAGUAAUUGACUGGAUUAUUUGAUAAUUAAUAUUAAUUUAUUUCAGAUUAUUCUUGCUGUAUAUUUCAUAGUAAUGGACAUAUUUUUGUUAGUUCAAUACAUGCAUUAUUUAUGCUGGAAGCACAGGAAAAGGCUAAGAGAAUCUGAAGGUAAUUAAACUCAACACAAUUUUAAGGGAUACUCUACUUAUUAAAAUGCAUAUUGUGGCCGUUUUGACUGAAGUUAAAUAUUUUAAAACGUUGUACAAUAAAUAACUUUGCAUAAAUCAGUGGCCUAUUACAAUUUUUUGUUCAUGUUAUUAAGAGUUCAAAAAAUCCUUAAAGAACUUAUUUAAAUGGAUUUCAAAAAUAAAAUUUAUAAAAAGCUAAAUCAAUUUCAUAAAAAAAUUAUUAUUUAAUGAAAUUAUGGGAACAUGAGCAACUUAUUAGAACAGUAUCAAUAAAAAAAUAAAAACAAUAUUCUGCAUUAAUGAUAGUGAUAGUUUUUUUUUAAGGUUAAAAUCAUUGAAAUGUUUCUGGUUAUUUGAAAUAACAAAGUUUUUACUUGCAGGAAAUAUUCAGCCGUCCCCGAAGGUGCUACUGUGUUUGAUGGGCCUCUUUGUCUUUACAACCACUCUGUGGAACCAAACUUUUGCUGCUUUAUCAAAGGAGAUCACAGGUUUGCAUGAUGACUACUUAGUAGCUGGGCACACAUCUCGCUCUUUACUUUUUGCAUCUUCUGAUCCAGCAGAAUUUGUCGGAGAUAAGCCAAUUUUUUGGAAUGUGAGUUACUUUUUUGAUUUUUGGUUAAAAUAUCACCUCAAAUGUUUCUGAAUUAUAAGAUAAUUAAAUAAAUAUGCAUCUAUAUUAUCUAUAUCUAUAUUGAAAAAGGUUAUGUGCAAUUUAAAUCACACUUGAUUGCAAUCUUGUAGCUCCAGUGAAUCUUAAUUAAUUUGUGCAUUAAUAUAUAUAUAUAUAUAUUCAAUUAUUUAAAUUGACUUCUCCAGGAUACAAGGAAUGUAAUAGGCUAUUGUAUAGGUAUCAUCUCUGCAAUAUUCUACUCAGGGUCACGUGUCUCUCAAAUUUACAAAAAUGUGAGUGUCCUAAUUGCUAUCAUUUUGUAAAUUUAGAGUUGUUAACCUAAAAACUUUUGCUAAAACCUACAAGUCUUCAGAAAAGUUUUGAUUGAUUCUGUGAAAGAUAUUUGUUAAAUUAACUUCUAAGUAAUAAUCAUAAAUUUGACACAUAAAGGCCUACACUGGCAUACAUUGCAUUAGGUCUUUUGAUUGUUUCUGUGUGAACGAUUUAUUUAAAACUAACUAAGUAAUAAUCAUAAAUUGGACACAUAAUGACCAAAUCUGGCAUAAAUUGCAUUAGUACAUGAGUGGGUGCAAAAUGUUUAUAUCUACUCUUUCUUUUAAUUUUCACUAUUGAAUGUAACAAUAAAAAAUGAAAAAAAGUAAUAGUAUGAUAUUGACAUAACACAUAGCUUUACACUUUAUACAAUUGAAUAAAGAGACUUGUACUUUGUCUUGAAAACUAAAUUUGGUAAUGAAUGUUCUUCAUGUUGAUUGGCAAACUCUCUGAGAGACUUUCUAAUAUUCUUCAGGUAAGAGCGCAAUCAACAGAAGGCCUAGCAUUCUUAACUUUUACAGUGGCUGUGUUUGGCAAUUUGACCUAUGGGGGUCAGAUUAUCAUUCUGGACUUCAGUGGGGACUACGUGCUAGAGAAGUUGCCUUGGCUUCUGGGAAGUUUUGGGGUAGUCCUGCUUGACUGCUGUGUAUCCUUUUUUUCUAAAGACUUUGUAUUCAGAUACCUUAAUGGUAUGCCUUUAACCUCUUAACAACAAACCCCACCCCCCUCCCUUUUUUUUUUACCCACACUCACAAUUGUUGUCAUGUCGGCAUCACAAUAACCCUUUUUGAAUAUAUUCAUGAUACCAUUUCAUAUUGUUUUUUGUUUUUAAGGGAGAGUUUUAAAAAUUUUAAUUAUACUUAACAUUGAGCCAACCUAAUCCCACCCAUUUAGGCAGCUUUUAGUUUGGAUUAAAACUCUCCUAAAGAUUGCUGAACAUUUUAGACAUUAAAAUAUUGCAUCACCCUCACACAAUUUAGCUUCCGUUGUUAUAGAAUAGUGUCAGACUCCUUAGAUCCAAAAAUUUUACUAUAAUUUCUGUUAAGGCUUGAAUACAUUCUGUUGACUUCAUCUAGUAAAAUAUCUCAAAAUACAUUUUUUAAAGGAAUGAAAAAUAUUUUAAUUAUACUCAUUAUUAUUCAACUUUACUAUUAAGAAUAAUUCAAUCACUAUGAAUAAUUUACAAAUGUACUAUGAUUCUAUUCAAUAUAGGUUGACUUAUUAAACACUCUAAAGAAAUCACACAACUUUACUAAAACUAUCACUCCCUUGCUAGAUGCUCAAAAAUACGCUACCACACAAAACUCUAACAAUAAUAUGAUGUCAUAAACAAUGUUCCCUUUAAGCUGCGCGGCUGUGCAGCUAUCUCACAGACGAAGGAAAUUUCCAUGUAAUUGAGUGUUUAUGUUUGUGGGCUGUAAAAUUUUGCACACACAAAAAUUGAUGCUGUAAAAAUUUGCACACAACUGUAUGAUUUUGCACAUGAACCAACAAACCUUAGAGGGAACAUUGGUCAUGAGUGCACCAAAACGCCAAUCACACUUAUCAACAAAGGUUCUAAAUACUUGACGCAGUAACACAGUUGAAACCAGGACAUACAAUAUUCUCAUGAUCAGGGGAGCUCAUACUUGACACUGAGCAAUAACAAAAUAACUCCUUAAUAAAUGAUGCAGAUACUGUUUCAGUUUAUGUACUACAAGCAAAGAGAUGAGAUCAAGACUGAAGAGCACCAGUCUCUUCUAACUGGGGAGUACAUUAUCAACGCAGAUGAUAACUCUCAAGAUGAGCAGGGAGAAGAAAAUCCUUGCAUCAAUUGAAUUAUCUUCUACUAUUAUUUUUUUUCUUCUCUCUUUCUGACAUCUUAUGAAUCUGGUCUGUUUACAUGUCAGUCUAAAUUAGUCAUCUACUUUUUAAAAAAAGAAAACGAAAAUUAUUAAGUACAUCAAUUUAUGUUUAUAGCAUUCUGAUAUUUAAUUUCAUCUAUAAAGAUUUAAAUUAUCAGAUUGUGUGAAACUAUAUGGCUUUGGCAUUUGCUAUUUAUAAUGGAAAUAAUUUACCCUCAUCAGUGGUAAGAAAAUGCUGGAUGAAUCUCUUUUUUUCUUAUUGCCUUAAAAUUGUAUUUAUAAAGUACCUUCUUUGUCAAUGUAUUUCAGUUAUGAUAAUAAUCCAAAUAACUAGUUGUAUUAACCCAUCAAAAAGGAGUUUUUAUAAAUAGAGUAAAUCAUUUUAAAGUAUGCAAUGCAGUGGGUUUCCAAAGGUUGUCUCUUGUGCUUGUACUUGUUGGUUCCAGAUCUAUAAUAAGAUGGGAUUUAUGUUAUUUUUAAAAAAUUGAAUUUGACUUUAUAAUAUAUAUUUCAGUUUUAAAAAAACAACAAUCUUAGAAGCUGUUUUAAGACUAAGUGUAAUGUCUGAUUUGUUUACCUUUAUUUAUGAUAUUCCAUUUUUUUAUAUUAAUACUCAGUAAACCCAGGGUGCACUGUUAAUUUAUUCUAUUAUGUUUACACUAUUGUUUCAUAAACUAUAUGCAAGAAUUAUGAAUCAUGGAAGCAGCGUCUUGCCAGGGAAGAGCGAAACCUUAAAAUGCCGCCCCUCAAUAUGUAGUCGAAAGAUUAUUUUGGCACUCCUUGUCUUAAUGAAGAUUUAUAGUUUAAUUCAUAAUUACGAUAGUAUCUAAAGUGGAUUUGGCAUUAACAGCCCCUCCCACCCCCCAACCACAAGCAAAAAUUAAUUGAUGUGUUAAGCCUCAGACCAUUUAAUGAAAAUAAUGCUACAUUUAUAGCUUUAUUCACUGUGCCCCUCUCAUUUCAAAACGAGGAAUACUAGUCAUUUUACCAUUUCCUUUACAUUACAUUGAUUUGAAAGUUUGGGUUUUUCUUACCAUGACCUGUAUAUUGUUUUUGUAUAGAACUCAUUUUUAAAUCUGCACUACAUAUGAUAAAGCAAUUGAUUUAAUUUAUUGAAAUAUCAGAUUUGAUGGUGAGCACGGUCAUCUUUAUUGCUACGUAUGUGUGGCUAAUGUGAGGAUCAUUUCCCUGUCACAUUCUCUCUGCAUAUCCUAGGGCAUGCCCCCCUCCCCCAUAUUGAUAAUGCCUCACAUAUAAUUAUAAUUUUAUCCAGUUUGUAUAACCUUUUAUUACCUUGUGAAAACCCCAUUUUAUAUUGAAAUAUAUAUUAUUUUACAAUUUUAUUUUGUUUUAUAUUGUUGUUAAGACAAAAUUUUGAUGAAAAAAAUGGAGUUGUUUACAUAGAUAUUGCUGUAGGUAGAAAUAUUAACAUUAUUUUUUUAACUUUGUGUACACCUUAAAAGUCUUUUAGAAGAGAAAUUAGGAUUCAAAAGCUUAAAAAUAUGGUGGUUUUAAAAAUUAUAAACAUUUCAUUAGAUUCCUGAUUAAUAUAUUCUUUUGAAGAUAAGUGACUUGACUGUUUUGAAAUGUUCAACAAUUUUUAUGAGAUGUCAUUCAUUAAUGUCUCUUCCAGCUAACAAAAUGGAAAAAAAAUUUCUAUCCCUAAUAGUUUCGGGGAGUUUUCCUGUGAUAAGUGCAUUUUAGAUGAAAAGUCUAAC
Molecule: messenger RNA, 10193 nt
Organism: Lymnaea stagnalis (great pond snail)
Lineage: Eukaryota; Metazoa; Mollusca; Gastropoda; Lymnaeidae
Source: the annotation of a GenBank genome assembly